Lineus longissimus is the source of this 5518-nucleotide messenger RNA. RefSeq names its product cilia- and flagella-associated protein 74-like. The record is from RefSeq and is a predicted model, not a curated record. NCBI's taxonomy places the organism in Eukaryota, Metazoa, Nemertea, Pilidiophora, Heteronemertea, Lineidae. Bases 146 to 5317 code for a protein of 1723 amino acids. The transcript is spliced from 25 exons.
GCAACAUGGCGGAUGUACACAAACAAAUUAUGAAAAUAUUUUCGCUAUAAAACUUGUGUUUUUUUGGUUAGAAAUCCGAAGUUGAACGUUGUUGAAUAUUAUAAAAUUUUGUGAUUUGACAUCUACCAACCAGUCCAAGACCAAGAUGGAUACUGCAGAGAGUAUCAAACGAGAUAGAGAGGACUAUGUUAAUGCCUCCAUUGAUGGUGAUGAUGACAACGUUGAUGAAGAUGAUGAUGCCAGUGAUGAUGCAUAUGAUACCAAGCCGUACUAUGAGUCAACGGAAGAACGUUUGGAAUAUGAGAGUGACCCACCGCAGUCGUCAGGGGAUGAGUCAUUCGCCACUCGAACAGAGGAACUUAUUCCCACCCCACCCUUGGAGUCAAGGACAACUCACAAAGACAGAGUCAAUAUGAUCUACAUGAGAAGAUACUUAGACCAACUGGCUGAAAUUGUGCAGAAGAAAUUAUACGUUGUGGAACAAAUGAGAGAUGAGUUAAGGGAAUGUGAUGGCAGGGUUGAAGAUUUGGAAAAUGAACGUGAUGACGUUUAUACGCAGAUUGAGAGGAACGGAGCACAGUCGAAUACGUCUGCCAUCCAUCGGCUUCGUGCACAGCAUGAGAGAGUUUGUGAGGAGCUACAGGCUGAAGGGGAACUGCAGGCCCUGAUUAGAGGAAGGCUCGAAAAGGCUGAGUAUGAGUUGGCCCAAGCCCAGGUGAAACAAGGCAAGUACCUCUUAGCUGAGGAUGAGCUGCAGAAGAAAGAGCAGAGCUAUGGACGAGAGAGAUCAGAAAUCGCUGCUCAGAGGUUACAAAAAGAAAAGCGCCACUCUGACCUCGCGAAAAAAGAGCAGCAGUCUUACGACAAUGAGGUCAUCCAGGCCAAGAAAGCCCUGCAAGAACGCAGACGCCAUGAGAAAAAUGAAGCAAAGAGAAGCCGAGAAAAAGCCAAUAAAUUUUAUAAGAAAACGAUGGAUCGUUUGAAGACGGAGGCAACCCUUGAGUCGAAGCGGGCUGGAGUUGAAACAGACAAGCGAAUUGAUACUCUCCUGAAGCUAAAAGGGGACAUCACUUCAAAUCGGGAAAAUUUGCGAGCUAUUCAAGCGCGUGACCGUGCCAUGGCACGUGAAGAAGAUAACCAGGAGGAGCUACAGAGGCAGGCGAUCAUGGCAGACGGGGGUAACCCUGACGAAGUCCUCAUCAUCCAGAAACGACUGGAGAAAUUUGAGAAGGAAAAAGAGGCCCACCUAGCCAAGCAGCGUCAGAAUGAGGUUGAGAUUGUCAACCGUAUUCUGAUUGAAGAAAAGCGGAUGAAAAAGCGAAAAAAGCAGCAACCGCUUCUGUGGAAUGACCCAAAGAGAGAAAAUGCCAAGAUAGUCCCUCCACAUCCUCGGCCCAAGUUGCAGAUUUUUGAAGAAGCGAGAUUGUCAACUUUGCAGUGUACCGAAGAAACUGAUGCUGAGAAGAUGGAAUCGGUCUGUGCCAGCUUAGCUACUGGUGAUAAAGAGGAGCCUAUUCCAGUUAUCAUUGGCGCAGAUUCUAGUGAUGAUGAUGCGAAGUUUGUCCCUGCAGGAAGUUUGACAAGGAACGAUCUGCCAGCAUCUGAUUCAGAAACAGAAGGCGCGUUAGAUUUAGCAAAGCCUGAAUUUGAAGGCUUGUGGAAUCAGCAUAAACCUUACAAGGUACCUAAGGAUGUCGACGCCGGGCCAAAAGUUCCUGGGGCUUCCAAAAUGGAACAGGAAAUUCUCCAGAGCGUUUUGGAGAAACAUCGUGCAGGAAUCGUCAAGAAGCAGGUUGUGGUUGGGAAGGAGUUUAAAGGAGUUGCCUUCUACAGCAAGCCUGAUGUUGUUCAUUUCAAGGAUUUUGAAGUUGGUAAAUGCUACAAGAAGAAAGUGAUCCUGACCAACGUGUCGUACAGCGUGAAUUACCUGAAGCUGAUCGGAAUCACGGAGCAUCUCAAGGACUUCAUUGAUAUUCACUUCGACCCCCCUGGUCAGAUGUCCGCCGGCCUCACCUGCGAGAUGCUGGUGACCUUUAAACCCAUGAUCAACGAAGACCUGGUCGGUCAGGUUAACUUCAUGGCACAGACUGGUGUCUUCUCUGUCCCUCUCAAGUGCACUACAAAGAAAUGUGAUUUAACCGUUGACACAAAUACCGUAGAAUUUGGCACAUCAGUCAUCGGAGAGACACUUAGGAGGCAUUUCACACUCACCAACAAUGGGGCUCUUGGGACCAAGUUUGAAUUCUACAAAGUUUCUGGUCUUAAACAGCGGACUGUCACAACACCUGAGACAUCCCUCGGUGGACGCCAGACAGCCUCUGACAUUGACAAGCCAGGAAGCCCAGAAUCGGAAGACCCAACAUCCAAAAAGGCUGCUGACGCAAAACCCGUUGAUGAGAAACAAAUUGUGAAGGAGGGAGGAGAUGUGCAGGAUGCGGAGGCUGUGGAGGAAAAAGGGGUGGAUGAGGAGUUGGCCCCAGCUGGGGAGGAUGUUACCACUGAAGGGGAUGAAUUGCCGCCUGUUGAUUUGGAACAGAGAGAGGAUGGGCUGACCUCCUCGAUGUUAGAUUCAGUCGACGACAUCGAAGACCUCUCCUCUCUCGAUGGUAUGAAAGUUGGUGCCAUUGCGUCCGGCUGGAUUGAGCCAUUUGCGUCAGUUAGGCUCGAGAUUGUCUGGCAGCCAACCAUUCCAGGAAAAAUCGACACCGAUUUUGUCCUAACGUUUGAUGACAUGGAGUCAGAGGAUAUAACGGUGUCUGCUUUGGCAAACGCCAUCGAUGUGCCAGUCUGGGUGGAGAGACAGGGUGUUGAUCUCAAGAUCUGCAUGUUUGAUCGCCUUUACCAAGAUACGAUCAUCGUAAACAACAGGGCUACCACCGCACUCCGUCUAAAGUUUGAAGUCUGUAAAGAGUUACGCAACCACAUUGAACUGCUCCCUAAGACCGGCUACAUCCAAGCACAGUCACAGUUCUCAGCACAGCUCAAAUUCCUACCACUGAAAAGCCUGACAGAAGAGGGAGGCAGAUACUUCGACCCAGACACGGGUGUCUUAGAAGCACCCAUGAUAAUAACAGUAGCUGAUCAGACGAGGCCAGUGCCAUUUACCGUCCAUGCAGUGGUGACCAGCUCCGAUCUUGAGUUCGAUAAGACGGACAUCGAUUUUGGUCAUGCAACAAUCUAUGAAUCUGUUAAGACGACAGUCCAGCUGACAAAUCAUUCCAUCUUGCCGCAGAAGUUUGGGUUUGUUGGAAUACCAGAUUAUGUUGAUGUUCAGCCGAACGAUGGCUUUGGUACCCUUCUACCACAAGAGAAGAUCGAACUCGACAUUAUAUUCAACCCUAAAAAGGCGAGGAAUUAUUCCUUCGAACUGACCUGCAAGUCUCUGAUUAAUAGGCAGUUCAAAAUCCAAUGCAAGGGUGUCGGUGUCCACCCACCACUUGAACUAUCACAUCAAGUGGUCCACUUCAAUGCGACCUCCCUGUGUGACUUCUCAGCUGAGUCAGUCUACAUCGUCAAUUCACACACAAGUAUGAACGAGUUCACUCAUCCUGUCCCUAGAAUUGGCAAGGGCGAGAUUGCUCCUGUCGGGCCGACGUCGUUUGAGUUUGUAGUACCGGAGAACGCUCCACUGAACAUCUCUCCAGCAGUCGGCACUGUUGAGCCAGGACAGAAACAACGGAUUCAAGUGCGCUUCAGUCCGAUGUUGCCACAAGGUGAUGUCCAGGGUGAGGCCAUCCGCAUCAUCAAGAAGGCGAUGGAGGCACGGGCCGAGGAGGAACAUCGUCAGGUGCUGCAGCGCGAGAAGGAAAAGGAACAAGAGGCCGCGAAAGAGGCUAAAGCAGCGGCUGGGAAAAAAGGAGCUGCUAAGAAGACAAAGCCAACAUCUCCCAAGAAUCGUCCCAAACCUCUGGAUGCUGAGAUCACCUUCAAGCGGUCCGAGAUGCGAGACCUUCCAGAGGCUGAAUCAAUCAAGCAAGACUCGGAUGAUUUCGCUGCCGCCCAUGGCUCCCUUCUACGACACUUUACCGGUGAUUUUAAGACGUUCGUCGUCCCUUGUUACGUAACGUCAGGAAAAUGUGGAAAUCCUGGGGAACUUGACUACAGCCUCCACAACACACUCUACCUUGUUGUCCACUGUCCUGCUGUCAAGCCUGAACUCAUGGUCAUCUCCGACAGCGGGCGCACGACGACUAACUUUGGCGAGAUCUCAAAGGGCCAGAGUAUCAUCAAGUCCAUCACGAUACAGAACAUCUCCGGCAAGAAUCUGGAUCUUAAAUCAUCUGUCCUCGACACAAGUGGUCCGUUCUUGAUGUUGAAUUCAUUACGCCCACUACCGCCAGAUGGCACUCACACUAUUCUGGUUUCUUUUACUCCUACAUCGAGUAAACAGUAUUAUGAAGUCCUUCACGUCAACACAGGCACUUCCUCACUCCAUAUAACAUUCAUUGGCCGUGGAGUGACGCCAGUUGUCAACUUAUCCGUUGAAGGCGUCAUGGACAUGGGUGCGACCAUAACUGGCGAAUACAUCGAGCGGCCUUUCAAGAUUGGUAACACAUCCACCCUAGCUGUUGACUACUGUGUCAAGCUGGACAGCACAUCGCUACUGCGGCACAUCAAGUCGCAAGAUGUGCCCGAUUUUAUUAAAAAACAAAAGGAUAAGAAGUGUUAUGUUGGGACACAGAAUCUCUCCGGGAAGUCUGUGUUUGAUUGCGUGCCGAGCGAAGGAACCAUUCCUGCAGGUACUUCAAAAGAGAUAAUGGUCACCUUUGCACCGGAUCACGAAAGUGAUUAUUUCAGUGACGGAUUACGCUUGGAGCUCUUCAGUCAAGAGGAGUCCCAUUUCUUCCAAAUUGUCGGCGUUGCAAAGGACCACAUCAUGUACAUGUCGGGUGGUGAUGAGUUGACACCAAACGUGGAAUCGUUAGCAGUUUUGCCAGUCACCGAAGAGGAAGAGGAUGGUAAACUUCCUCCACAAUCGCUCCUCCUCACCUUUGAAUCUGUUGCCAAGGACGACGAGUUCGUCACGGCAACGAGGGAAAUCUACGCCGGCUGCGUUAGGACGAUGGCGGUCAGUCAAAAAAAGAAUGGAGAGUUCUUCUUUGAAAAUACCAAUGUGAUAAACGGCAUGGGAUUCAAUGUGGAGCCGCAGAAGGGCAUGAUGGAGGCGGGCUCUAAGAAACCCCUUGUAUUUACUUGGACGCCACCUCCAGGUCACGAUCCAAACCGACUUCUAGAAGCAAGCAUAUUGUGUACGGUGAAAGGAGAUGUGACACAGCAGUACAAGAUUAUGCUGAGAGCUCUGGUUGUCUCUGGAUAAAUUCCACAACAGAUUUGAGGUUAUAUCAGAUUCGAAACUGCUACAAGGAAUACCAAUUCGCAACUGCUAUUUAUUUAUUUAAUUUAUUUAAAUUUUUUUUUUUUUUUUUUUUUUUUUUUUAAGGAUAAUGAAAUUUUUUUAUAAGGACAAUGAAAAUAUGGCCUCCAUACAGUGACUGUUCCAGUGAGGUGGAAAGAUGUU